CUUGUGUACACAUACUUAUAGGUAUGUGUGUAUAUAUAAAUAUGUAUGUAAAUAUAUGUAAAUGAAUUGAGAGAGAGAUGUCUUUGAAUUGACCUUGUCCCAGGUGCUCUCUGUGGCCUGGUCCUCUCCAGAAGACAAAAAGAUUAGGUUUUAGGUACUGGGGGGGGAAAGAGAGAGGGAACAUGCUAAUUAAUGCCAGUCAGAGCACUUGAGGAACAAAUAUUUAUAAAAUCAGUUGGGAAAAUCAUGAGGAAGUAAGUUUGUAAGUGGAAAACAAAACUGGUUAAUGUCCUGUUGGGCAAUAAGACAGUAUUGCUGCUCUUUCUUUCUAGUUUUAUAUAAUUGAUAUAUAACAUCACAAAAGUUUAGGGUGCACAACAUAAUGAUUUAAUAUAUGUAUUUAUUGUGAAGUGAACACCGCAAUAGAUUUAGUUAGCAUCCGUCACCUCAUAUAAUAACAAUUUUUUUCCCUUCUGCUGAGAACUUAAUGAAUUCUCGUUUCAACUGGACAAAAGCACAUGUAUUUCUACAGGAUGAAAAAUCUACCGAAUAACCUCAAUGUGGAAAGUGAUUCUACACCAGAAAGCAGCUUUCCUUUCUCCAAAGAAGCACCAGGGGAGCAUCUGGACCACCAGGCUGCACACCAGCCCCUCCCCAGACAGCGAUUCCAGCAAGAGGCUGGGCACCCUUCCCUGCAAAGAGAUGGUCCCAGAUCUUUUCUCCUUGACCUGCCAAACUUCCCAGAUCUUUCCAAAGCUGAUAUCAAUGGGCAGAAUCCAAAUAUCCAGGUCACCAUAGAGGUGGUGGACGGUCCUGACUCUGAAGCAGAUAAAGAUCAGCAUCCGGAGAAUAAGCCCAGCUGGUCAGUCCCAUCCCCCGACUGGCGGGCCUGGUGGCAGAGGUCCUUGUCCUUGUCGAGGGCCAACAGCGGGGACCAGGACUACAAGUACGACAGUACCUCAGAUGACAGCAACUUCCUCAACCCUCCCCGGGGGUGGGACCGUCCAGCCCCAGGCCACCGGACUUUUGAAACCAAAGAGCAGCCAGAAUAUGAUUCCACAGACGGGGAGGGCGACUGGAGCCUCUGGUCCGUCUGCAGCGUCACCUGUGGGAACGGCAACCAGAAGCGGACCAGGUCUUGUGGCUACGCGUGCACCGCCACGGAGUCCAGGACGUGUGAUCGUCCAAACUGCCCAGGAAUUGAAGACACCUUCAGGACAGCUGCCACCGAAGUGAGUCUGCUUGCGGGAAGCGAGGAGUUUAAUGCCACCAAACUGUUUGAAGUUGACACGGACAGCUGCGAGCGAUGGAUGAGCUGCAAAAGCGAGUUCUUAAAGAAGUACAUGCACAAGGUGAUCAACGACUUGCCCAGCUGCCCCUGCUCCUACCCCACCGAGGUGGCCUACAGCACGGCCGACAUCUUCGACCGCAUCAAGCGCAAGGACUUCCGCUGGAAGGACGCCAGCGGGCCCAAGGAGAAGCUGGAGAUCUACAAGCCCACCGCCCGCUACUGCAUCCGCUCCAUGCUGUCCCUGGAGAGCACCACGCUGGCCGCGCAGCACUGCUGCUACGGCGACAACAUGCAGCUCAUCACCAGGGGCAAAGGCGCCGGGACGCCCAACCUCAUCAGCACCGAGUUCUCUGCAGAGCUGCACUACAAGGUGGACGUGCUGCCCUGGAUCAUCUGCAAGGGCGACUGGAGCAGGUACAACGAGGCCCGGCCCCCCAACAACGCCCAGAAGUGCACCGAGAGCCCCCCGGACGAAGACUACAUCAAGCAGUUCCAAGAGGCCCGGGAGUAUUAACGAGACACCACCCUGGUAUUUAUGACACAUUUGCGCCGCGCCCACCUGCGGCCUGCAGCCGAGUCCCCGGGACCCGCCUUCACGUGUGCUUGUUUGCACCACAGGAGAGUUUUUCCUAAAUUACACUAGGGAUGUGCGCCAGGCCCGGCGACCAUCCGAAGCCACCCUUGCCAUCUGCGACGCCCACAGACCUCCCGGGAACUCUUCCUGGGGAUGGCGCGGGAGGGAGCAUGGGGACAGAAGAAGCCAGGAGGACCUGGGAGCCAUAGUGGGUGCGGUUCGCUUCACACCCAAAUCCAGUGUUUCCUAGACAAGCGAAGGGGGAAAGAGACUGGAGUGGUAAACAUUAUAAGUUUUUAUAUAUAACUUAUUUAAUAUGAAUGUGACUUAAGCGUAACCUUUUCUCUGGAGUUGUCACCGUGAAACUGCUUCAUCGCUUCUGUGAGAGUGCAGACAGGGCUUAGGGAGGUGGAAGAGAAAGGGAAUUUGUAAUGAUGUCUUUAAAAAGAACUCAAUAGGAAUAUAGCAAAACAAGAAAACACCCAUGUUAAACCAAAUAUUAUUUAGUCAUGAAGCACCUUGCUGAAGUCUCAGUGUCCAAAAUGUCCUUGCCUAAGACUGGGUAGACAGGGUGGUGGGCGCUGGGGGGGGCAAAGGAUAUUUUAGGGGCAAAUCUGAAGCCUGGUUUUAAAUAGGCUUUAAAAUAAAAGGCCAAUAUUAGCAUAAUGCUUUGAUUCUACUAAAAGGCUUCAGAAUGGCAGCAUUUCUGCUCAUGUCUUAGUAAGUCCAGACGGCUGCAGGGAAGGCAGAUAUAAAAACAGGGACUAGCACUUUUCCAAAGAUUAAAAAAGCAAGAUAAGUGGGAAAAUACCAUGGACCCCAUGUCAUCUAUUUUAUUCUAAUACCAUCUUAACAAUGUUUUUCUUCACCAAUAUAGUCACAGUAAAUAAAUAUAAAAGGAGGAAGAAUCAAUUCUAGGAAAGCCUAAUUUUUUAUGUUUUAAGAAAAGAAAAAAAAACUACAUUAUUUUUGUAAAGUAUUUAUUGAGUCACUGAGUCUAGUGCAUCAAGCAGUUGUAACAGGACCUGGUUCUGUAGUGUGGAACUUAGGACAAAUAAAGAGUUGGUUAUUAUGCAAUCUUUACUUGCAAAACUCCAGGAAAAGAGAAUAUAUAAUAAAAUCAUAAUAAAAUGUGUUACCUACAGUAAA
This is a messenger RNA of Miniopterus natalensis, 3014 nucleotides long. NCBI's taxonomy places the organism in Eukaryota, Metazoa, Chordata, Mammalia, Chiroptera, Miniopteridae. The record is from RefSeq and is a predicted model, not a curated record.